Molecule: messenger RNA, 1790 nt
Organism: Tripterygium wilfordii
Lineage: Eukaryota; Viridiplantae; Streptophyta; Magnoliopsida; Celastrales; Celastraceae
Exons: 3
Coding region: 546-1496 (316 amino acids)
Molecular function (GO): phosphoglycerate dehydrogenase activity
Source: RefSeq, a predicted model, not a curated record
UGGAUUCAGACCCCCACAAGCAUUGUGAAUGCAAAUUCUUGGCUCCUAAUCGGAUAAGAUCGCCAUUGGCAGAGUCAGACAAGGCCCAUCUCCCUCAAACAGAGACGCACCUACGAAAUACUAUAAUAAGAAUGGUCGCAAUGUCGCAUCAAGGAAGGAAUCCCGAUAACCCAGAUUACUUCCACCUCUAAUAUUUAUCUAUUAUUUCCAUUUUUAGAUGUGUGAUGUGUUAUUUAUAUAUUUGUCCACUGUUUUUCAUAGAUUUCGUCAAGAACUGGGCCUUUCUAGUAGAAAGUGAUAGGGGAGGUUUUCUGGGUAAGUUCUUUUAUAUGCACAUUUAUAUGUGGCUCUCUGUAGAGUUAUAGAAAGAGUGGGAGUUUUUGAGGCGCAGAUUUCACAGUUGUUCUUCGUGCCGUUAUUUUGCUCCAGUUGGGAUAUGCUGGAAAGGUUUUCUGUGGCAAUCUGAUUUCAGUCUGUGUGGUUACAUCCAUGUCAAUUUACCUAUCUAUCUUGGAGGGUUUCAGAGAGGAUUAAGCUCCUGAAUCAUGGCGAGUCCUUAUGAAACAUCACAAAAUGGUAAUGGUGAAGUAGCCGAUUCUGGCAGUCUCCAGAUUAUUAAAUACGCACCAUUUCUACCCUGCACCAAAUUGUCAUCUCCUUGGUUUGAUUUGAGAGUCUUCUAUAUUAGAGUGAGUAAUUUCCUGGUUGACAACUCAACCCCUGAGUCUCUCAAUCUCAUCCAUAUACCCCUAAGCCCGGACACUUUCUUGGAGAUUAAUGGUUCUAGAAGUAAUAUUUAUUCCGAUGGUGUAUCUUCACUCCUAAGAAGAAAUCGAGUGGACAAAAAAUCAGAAGAAGCCACAUUUGUGAGCACUGAUAAUGUUAGGUUAACGGGGAGUGUGAAAUUCGUGGUGUUCGAUAAAGAGGAUCUCAUUCUAUCAGGGGUUUUGGAGAUGUCUAAUGGUAAUGGCGUCACUGGGGAGAUGAAAGGAAAUGGCAAGAGAUGGACCAUGAAUUGUGACUCGGCGAUAACUGCUGGCUCUGGCUUCUUGAAGGGAAAACAUAUUUCAAGUCAUGAAUUAUCAUUACCAAUGAUAGAAGUUUACAUUGCUGGCUGCUUCUCAGGGAAACCAAUCAUCUUAACUAAGACUCUGCAGCUUAGUUUCCGGAAAAAGCAUAACAGGAUGUGUGCACUAGAUGUGAUCCCAGAGUAUGAGAUGACUGAAUCACAGAAAGAUUUGUCACCCGGUCAUGAUCUCCAGGUAGCAGACUAUAGAGACUACAAACCUGAAGCUGAACAAGACUACAGCAACAUCUACUGGAGGAGGACAGAAUACAUGGAGGGUGAAGAUGGUGAACUUUCAUGGUUCAAUGCUGGUGUCAGGGUUGGUGUUGGAAUUGGGCUAGGCAUAUGUCUGGGAAUUGGUAUAGGGGUCGGCUUGCUGGCCCGUACCUACCAAACAACCACUCGAAACUUCAAGAGGCGACUUGGGUGAUUCUUGUCAGUUCCCUCUGUCCAUAGGCGGCUAACUUCUUGUUUAUGAUGGGAUGAUCACAGAUUUUGACUCAGUAGUUUCUGUGUCCUAACAGUUUUUUCACUUUCUUUUCCUUGCAUGUGUUUCUUGUCUGAACUCAUAUCUAAAUGUGUCAUGGUGCUUGUUUAGAAGAAAGGAUAUAUACAUAACUGGAUUCCUAACUGGAAUGGAAUGAGAAGGGUUUGUCAGUGUUUUACACAUUUCACAUUUGUAUGGAUUGUAUUUCCCUGUAAAUAAAACUGGUUUUUGUGAACC